Molecule: messenger RNA, 903 nt
Organism: Andrographis paniculata
Lineage: Eukaryota; Viridiplantae; Streptophyta; Magnoliopsida; Lamiales; Acanthaceae
Product: actin-depolymerizing factor 2-like
Exons: 3
Coding region: 157-576 (139 amino acids)
Biological process (GO): actin filament depolymerization
Cellular component (GO): cytoplasm; actin cytoskeleton
Molecular function (GO): actin filament binding
Source: RefSeq, a predicted model, not a curated record
AUAUUCGCGCUUCAGUCCAACGCAACCCAUUUGACUCAAAUCGCUCAAAGUUGUACGUGUGCGUUUCCUUUUCUCAUUCUCAGCCCUAAAUUCUCUCCUUCUCGGCGGGAUUGCAGUCCAAAUCUCCUCGAUCGUCUCCGAUCAAACCGCGCUACCAUGGCUAAUGCAGCAUCAGGAAUGGCGGUGCACGACGAGUGCAAGCUGAAGUUUAUGGAGUUGAAAACUAAACGAACGCAUCGCUUCAUUAUAUUCAAGAUCGAGGAGAAGCAAAAGGAGGUCAUCGUGGAGAAACUCGGCGAACCUGCCGAUUCUUACGAGGAUUUCACUUCCAAUCUUCCUGCUGAAGAAUGCCGAUAUGCUGUUUACGACUUUGAUUUCAUGACAGAGGAGAAUGUCCCUAAAAGCAGGAUCUUUUUCAUUGCUUGGUCUCCCGACACUGCAAGGGUGAGGAGCAAGAUGAUCUAUGCGAGCUCCAAGGACAGGUUCAAGAGGGAACUAGACGGUAUCCAGGUGGAGUUGCAGGCGACGGAUCCAUCUGAGAUGGGUCUCGACGUCUUCAAAAGCCGCGCAAAUUAAAAAUAAAAAUCUCGAGGUUAGCUUGCUGCCUUUGUUUGAGAAUUACUUUGGGUAGCUUGUUGAAACUAUGGUACUCGAUCGACUAUUUGGUAUGAUUGAUUGAUAUUCAUCUGUUGUUGAAGCUUUUAUAUCUGUGUAGUAUUCGAUUGGUUUUCGUCGUCUCUUUCGAUCGAAUCGCAUUAUUUUCGAUCGAAGUUUCUGUGGUUUGGAUGGAUUGUUGUGGCGGGUACACAAUCAUCGAUUUGGGAAAUUAUAUUUUGGAAAUGUAUUCUUGAAUUGUGGUUUGUUUGUUUUGUGGAUAUCAAUUUUCUACGUAUGCUUCGAUCA